Messenger RNA from Mucor velutinosus, 1617 nucleotides. It is a transcript of the gene APL4, whose product is annotated as clathrin associated protein complex large subunit. The transcript has 7 exons. Lineage: Eukaryota; Fungi; Mucoromycota; Mucoromycetes; Mucorales; Mucoraceae. The record is from RefSeq and is a predicted model, not a curated record. Gene Ontology annotation, cellular component: cytoplasm. Gene Ontology annotation, biological process: fatty acid beta-oxidation using acyl-CoA dehydrogenase. The coding region runs from base 1 to 1617 and encodes 538 amino acids. Gene Ontology annotation, molecular function: heme binding; flavin adenine dinucleotide binding; acyl-CoA dehydrogenase activity.
AUGAAAUCUUAUACCGUUGAACAAGUGCAAGCUCACAACACACCCAAUGACUGCUGGAUCAUCAUUGAUGGCAAAGUCUUUGAUGUAACUGCCUUCUUGAAUGAACAUCCCGGUGGCAAGAAAGUGCUGGCUAAAAAAGCAGGCAAAGACUGCUCCAAAGUAUUUAAGCAGUUCCACAAUGACAGUAUCAUGCAGCGUGUGGGUCUUGCCAUGCAAAUUGGUGUCAUUGGGUCUGCUCAAGUAGCUGAAGAGAAGGCUGCUGCUGCAGCUCCCAGAGCUCCUACUGCCCUCACUCCUGCUGCUGCGUCUCAAGGUUUGGCAGAUAAUCAAAUUGCUAAAUUUGGCGAGGGUAUUCCUUACGCUGACCCUUCAUGGUAUCAAGAAAUGAACAGCCCUUACUACAACGAAUCCCACAUCCGAGUUCGCAACGCUGUUCGUGAAUGGGUGGAUAAAGAGAUCAGUCCCUUUUGUCAUGAAUGGAGCGAGAAGAAGGAAAUUCCCAAGUCUGUGUUGAAGAGAGCUGCUCAAGUCGGUUUCCUCGCGGCUGUGUCUGGCGCUGCUCUGGAUCCCAAGAUGGCCCAUUUGCUGCCUUACGGAUUACCCGGAGGUGUCACACCUGCUGAAUUUGACAUUUUCCAUGAAUUCAUCUGUAUCGAUGAAUUAGCUCGAUGUGGCUCUGGCGGCCUUAUUUGGGCUUUGGAAGGCGGUCUUGCCAUUGGUCUUCCUCCUGUCAUGAACUUUGGCACCGACGAAUUAAAAAACAGAAUCGUUCCUGAAUGUCUUGCUGGUGACAAGAUCAUCUCUUUGUGUAUCACUGAGCCCUCUGCUGGCUCUGAUGUGGCUAAUCUUGCAACCACGGCUCAAGACAUGGGCGAUCAUUUCCUCGUCAAUGGCGAAAAGAAGUGGAUCACGCAAGGUGCUUAUGCUGAUUAUUAUACCGUAGCUGUCAGAACAGGUGAUGCACAAGGUAUGGCUGGUAUCUCUCUCUUGUUGAUUGAGCGCACCUUCCCUGGUGUCAAUGCAAGAAAGAUGGAUUGCCAAGGCAUGUGGGGUUCUGGCACCUCGUACAUCACUUUUGACGAUGUCCAUGUUCCCAAAUCUCAUUUAAUUGGCAAACUCAACGAAGGAUUCAAAUAUGUGAUGCACAACUUCAACCAUGAGCGCAUUGGAAUCGUAAUGCAAGCAAGUCGUCUCUCUCGUGUCUGCAUUGAGGAAUCACUCAAGUAUGCUUUGAAGCGCAAGACAUUUGGCCAGCGUCUCGUCGAUCAUGCUGUCUUGAGAAACAAGUUUGGGCACAUGAUCCGUCAAUGCGAAGCUACUCAUGCCUGGUUGGAGUCCAUACUGUAUCAAUACAAGACACUGCCUCAUGAUACUCAGGCCACUAUAUUGGCUGGCCCAAUUGCUUUGUUGAAAGCACAGUCAACACAAACAUUUGAGUACUGUGCUCGUGAAGCUGCUCAGAUCUUUGGUGGUUUGGCUUACACUAGAGGUGGCCAAGGUGAAAAGAUUGAGAGAUUAUACAGAGAAGUGAGAGCUUAUGCCAUUCCAGGUGGUUCAGAGGAAAUCAUGUUGGAUUUAGGUGUUCGUCAAGCCAUCAAAAAGUGCUCCAAGCUGUAA